AUGGCAUCAAUUAAUAUGAAACAACCAUGUAUAAAAUGUAGUAAAGGUGCUGGAAUAACGACAUGUAAUGGUUGUCAACAAGUAUAUUGUAUUAAUCAUUUUAAUCAACAUCGACAAGAACUUGCCAAUCAAAUGGAGAAUAUAAGUCAAAAACGUGAUCUUUUUCGACAAACUUUAGAUCAUAAAAUAAUAGAACAUCCUCUUUUUUGUCAAAUUAAUACAUGGGAACAAGAAUCUAUUAAUAAGAUUCGAAUAGCAGCAGAAACUGUACGAGUUGAACUUCGAGAAUUACUCGAUCGAACUAAAAAUGAACUAGAGAAAUCUAUUAGUAAAAUGACAGAAGAACUUCGAUCAAGUCGAGAAUUCGAUGAUUAUACAGAAAUCGAUAUUAAAAAAUGGACUCAACAACUACGAACGCUUCGCAAAAUGCUUGAGUCAUCAUCGACUAUUUCUAUUUCUGAAAAUGAAUCACAAAAAUUAAUAAUUCCAUUGAUUAGCAUACAUAAUCAACAACAACAACAAUAUCGUUCUUCUAAUCUCUCUCAAGAAACUUUUCAAAAUCAUAUUCUUACUGUUAUAAAUUCAACAUCUUCUAAUGAAAGAUUUGAUGAAAUCAUUGGAAAAGCAAUAACAUCUGAAGAACGUCUUGCCAUUACAUGUAAUACAACAUUUUUUUCUUAUCCAGUUAUUUAUGGUAGUAAUCGUUACUCGUCAGGAACACAUUAUAUACAUUAUCGAAUUGAUAAAAUUGGAAAUUCACGUAUAUUUUUUGGAAUUACUUCAUCAUCAUCUAAAAAGAUAACCGAAGAUGAUGUAAACGUUAAAUCUGUUAAUGGAUGGUGGGAUUUAGUUAGAGUUGUUGUAAAUGGUGAAGCUCAAAAAAGUGGCGAUCAUAAAUUCAUUUCCACAGGUGAUGAUGUAACAUUGACAUUAGACUGUGAUAAUCGACAGAUUCAGUUAGAACAUCAUCGGACUAAACGAUUAGUUCAAUUAUUUAUCAAUGUUGACAAUUGUCCAUUUCCUUGGAAAACAGUCAUUAAAUUAGGAUCAAAAGGAGAUUCUAUUCGUAUUCUUCAAUGA
Messenger RNA from Rotaria sordida, 1080 nucleotides. NCBI's taxonomy places the organism in Eukaryota, Metazoa, Rotifera, Eurotatoria, Philodinida, Philodinidae. The record is from the annotation of a GenBank genome assembly.